GACACUGAUAUCAGUCACAACGAUAGUGAAAUUACAAAUAUGGAUAACAUAGCUAUUAUUAGUUAAGAUAUGACCUUCUCUUAUCUAGUGUCUCUAAUCAAUAUCAGGCCAAUAACCUCUGCACCGCUUAUCUGACCCAAACACCCACCGUAUGUCUCGGACAUUGCGCAGCUACAAUGACACAUUGCGCAACCGGUGGGGUCCAUUCCCAAAUUGUGUCAUCUUCCCCUAUUGAAGGCUCGUGACCUGAUUGGCAGAUAACUAUCUCAGACUCCACAGCCGUACCGUGGCUGCUACCCUGUCUUCACCGGCGCGUAUAAGCCGAGCGCAUCUCUUGCGGCCCCACCACACAAAUACCCUGCCAAACCCAAUCCACAAAUUCGCGCUUGGCCAUGGAGUUGGCCGAGCUUAUCAAUUCGAUCCACAAAUUCACCAUAAAUCCAUCACAAUCAGAUAAGCACAUACCGUCCUGUAGCAACCAAGUCCCGGUCAAGUAGUUUUCCCUUUUCCAGAAUCGUGACAAAUCCUUUGGUGGCACGGCGAGACCCUUUUUCGCCAGGCCUACCAUGGAGAUGCGCUUAUCUCUUAUCACGAAAAACAAAACAACCGCUGCCGUGCUUAUCAGAGAAUCCACAGUGAUGAUAACAUAGUAACAUUUACGUGACAAUAGGGGCCUUCGGUCAUAGAUUUGAAUAAUGUGUGGAACAGGAACCAACUUCCGAAUACGACCUGGCGGUUGCAGUUUCCCAACCCCUAUGUAUUGUAUCUACGUUUCUGGUCACCGAUUAGGAGCAAUCAUCAAAUUUUUCACUGUCGCACCUUUUGUUUUUCUCCUUUUCUAUACCCGGAAAAAAAAUUUUUAUCAUUCAAAACACCAAGUACACAUUCAUGUCGUAUAAUUACAACGCCGAGUUGAACCAAAAACUCGAUGGGUUGAACUUGAGUGACAAACGUAACAUCAAUAUCCUCCCCAAGCGAUCGUUACUACUGAGUUCUCUCGCUAACGAAAGACUCAAUUCCUUGCAUGGCGACUAUGAAGUAAACUAUUUGGCGCCUGCUCAACUAUCACCAGAACAUCCAGAAGACCACCCAGAACCCACCUUACUUGCAACCAGCGUUGGUAAGGACUUGGAUGGCCGGCUCAUACCUUCGUCCUCGACGAUUUCCCUCAUGUCAUUGAACGAUCAACACCAACAUUUAUCACCCAAUCUACCCCAACAACAGUUUCUCACUGGCGGCUUCACCACGUCGCCCCAACAACAACCACUUGGAAGUCAGGGUCUUGACGACCCUAACUACACCCUUUCCUCCAAGAACAUUCUCGAUAGAAAGUCCGGACUCCGUAGUCGCAAUUCUAUCACCCACUUGAACCAAAAGCGCUUUGAAACAUACCAACGCAUGUCGAGCCCAACCACCAACGAAGACGACCAUUCGACAUCCCAGAGCAUCCCCAUUAACGGCAAACUCAUCCCGGACCUGCCUAAUCUUGAUCCCACCUCGUUGACGGGUUCUCCAUCUCGAUUCUGGUUAUCGUCUCAGACUCCACCAAGGUCCAUGAACAACUCCUAUAAAAAGCUUUCGGCGUUGUCCCACCUUCUGCCGCAGGUCCCAAACCAGCAGCAUCUUCACCGGCACCUUCUGCACCUCCAGGCCCAACAAAGUCAGUCUCAACAAACGUACGAUAUCAAGUCUGGGCUCUCCCAAGCAUUUCUGUCACAGGCUGGGGUCCUGGAUCCCGUUAACAUUCCUCAGCAUUCGGGUGGAGACUCUCCCAUCUUGAACCCAGUUCAGACUCCCAGUGAAGAACAGCCAAUGACUCCGUUGUACUUGAACAACAAUGAGUUUUAUAAUCCAACUAGCUACUUUGGAAUGAACUCCACCGAGAACAUCGAUGAAGAGGAUGAGACUUACCGCGACGAUGCGGCCGUGUCCUCCAUCAUGUAGCUGCAAUUUAUAGGUAUAGGAAGGUAAUAGCAUAGAGCAUUGCUCAUUAG
This is a messenger RNA of Yamadazyma tenuis ATCC 10573, 1994 nucleotides long. RefSeq lists its product as uncharacterized. The record is from RefSeq and is a predicted model, not a curated record. Lineage: Eukaryota; Fungi; Ascomycota; Pichiomycetes; Serinales; Debaryomycetaceae.